ACUGGAACCCAUCCUGGUAAAUGUGGUUUAUAAGUACAGACACUGAGGCCCACAGAAAGGGGCAAUGAUUUAUCUAGUUUUACACAGCAAGUUAAUAGCCACGUCUGGAUUAGAUACUAAAUUUUCCAAGUUCCAGGUCAUUACAAAACUGAGUGGCUCUUUAAGCCUUUCCUAACAAUGCCUCACAUGGAUAUGAGACUUUACAAUAUAAUAAAUGGAUUUAGUAAUUAAAAGAAACAAUGAUGGAAAACUCCUAACUCAUGUUGUGUAUAUAGUAAGGGCUCAAUUAAUAGUGUGGAUAAUUAUUAUGAUUACAAUAAUCCAGCAUUUAGCAUGGUUUCUGGCACAUAGCUGCACAGUGUUGAGUGAAUGUUGAAUAAAGACUAAUAAUUUACAGCUGCAAGAACUAAAUAAGGGAACUGAUGUGUGUGCUUUGUGAACUGGAAAACUGAUUUUUGUUAGGAGAAUCAUAAUAAAGCUUAGGUAAGAUGGGACUUGAUGGUCAUUCUAUGUUAUGAAUAGGGCCAGAGGCCAGAGAGGGACAGUCAUAUAUGCCCAAUGUCAUAAAGGAGUAGGUAAGGGAUAUAUUGCUCUGGCACGUGGCACUUUGCCUCCUGGUUUCCUGGCACCUUCCAGGAAUGGUUCCCAGAGACCACAGAGGGGAAGGCUGGGGCCAGUAGCGCGGGCAGAGGCACCAUUGGCCCCUCACAGCCCUGUUUUUCCUUCCACCCGUGGUUACUUUUCGGCGUUGAGCAGGGCACUAUCCAAGACUCCGGCAGCCCUGGCGCUGAACCAGACUCAACACUGCAAGCAGCUGGAGGGCCUGGUGUCAGCGCAGGUGCAGCUGUGCCGCAGCAACCUGGAGCUCAUGCACACCAUUGUGCACGCCGCACGGGAGGUGAUGAAGGCCUGCCGCAGGGCCUUCGCUGACAUGCGCUGGAACUGCUCCUCCAUUGAGCUCGCCCCCAACUACCUGCUUGACCUGGAGAGAGGGACCCGGGAGUCAGCCUUCGUUUAUGCGCUGUCGGCCGCCGCCAUCAGCCACGCCAUCGCCCGGGCUUGUACCUCCGGUGACCUGCCCGGCUGCUCCUGCGGCCCUGUCCCAGGUGAGCCACCCGGGCCCGGGAACCGCUGGGGAGGAUGUGCGGACAACCUCAGCUACGGGCUCCUCAUGGGGGCCAAGUUUUCCGAUGCUCCUAUGAAGGUGAAAAAAACAGGAUCCCAAGCCAAUAAACUGAUGCGUCUACACAACAGUGAAGUGGGGAGACAGGCUCUGCGUGCCUCUCUGGAAAUGAAGUGCAAGUGCCAUGGGGUGUCUGGCUCCUGCUCCAUCCGCACCUGCUGGAAGGGGCUGCAGGAGCUGCGGGAUGUAGCCGCUGACCUCAAGACCCGCUACCUCUCAGCCACCAAGGUAGUGCACCGACCCAUGGGCACCCGCAAGCACCUGGUGCCCAAGGAUCUGGAUAUCCGGCCUGUGAAGGACUCGGAACUUGUAUACCUGCAGAGUUCGCCUGACUUCUGCAUGAAGAAUGAGAAAGUGGGCUCUCAUGGGACGCAGGACAGGCAGUGCAACAAGACAUCCAACGGCAGCGACAGCUGCGACCUCAUGUGCUGUGGGCGCGGCUACAACCCCUACACAGACCGCGUGGUCGAGCGGUGCCACUGCAAGUACCACUGGUGCUGCUACGUCACCUGCCGCAGGUGUGAGCGCACCGUGGAGCGCUAUGUCUGCAAGUGAGGCUGCACUGCCGCCCGCAGAGCGGACUGCUGGAGAGCCCUCAGCAGCCGGGCCAGGUUCCUGGACGCUCUCUGUGGAUUUCUGCUUGCGAAUUCCAGAUGCCUGGCAUGGGAGGUGGCCUGUGUUUUGCCCACACUUGGAAGCCACCAGGAACAGAAGGCCUGGCCACCCUGGAAGGAGGGCUGAGACAUCAAAAGAAACCGACAAGAUUAAAAAUAACUUGGCAGCCAGAGGUCCUGGAGUGCCCACAAGCUGGGCUAAGAAUCCAGGGGCAUGGGAUUGGUGAGACUGGUGUGCAUUUGACCUUUCAGGGCCAGAGAGACCAGCCCUCUGGGAAGGGAUCUGCUCACCCUCACCAGAAUGUUCUGAGGGACUCCCAGCCCAACCCCAGGGUCUGAACCUGCUGGGCCUACCACAUGGAACCACUAGCUUGGGUUGUAAAUGUAUUUUUGUUUUUUGUUUUUUCUUCCUUUGGGAUGUGGGAGCUACAGAAAUAUUUAUAAAACAUAGCUUUUUGUUUGGGGCAGUUCUCCUCAAUUCCUCUUUAUAUAUAUUAUAUAUAUAUAAAUAUAUAUAUAAUGAUCUAUAUUUUAAAACAAGCUUUUUAAACAGCCGUAUGAAAUAAAUGCUGAGUGAGCCCCAGCCCGCCCCUGCA
Nycticebus coucang (slow loris) is the source of this 2393-nucleotide messenger RNA. RefSeq names its product Wnt family member 11 (gene WNT11). The transcript is spliced from 4 exons. The record is from RefSeq and is a predicted model, not a curated record. Gene Ontology annotation, biological process: neuron differentiation; canonical Wnt signaling pathway; multicellular organism development. Gene Ontology annotation, molecular function: frizzled binding; cytokine activity. Bases 515 to 1738 code for a protein of 407 amino acids. Gene Ontology annotation, cellular component: extracellular region. NCBI's taxonomy places the organism in Eukaryota, Metazoa, Chordata, Mammalia, Primates, Lorisidae.